CUGUGGACGACUUCGGGUAGCUAUAAACAGAUACAUUAGUGUUGAGUAUUGCGGACAUUUGCAAAAUGUACCAAUCCAGUGAACCUGCUAGGAAAGAGAACAAGUUCGAAGCGUCGAUAGAGGAGUUGAAAAAGAAAACAUUUGUGACUGCUGCGGAUAUCGAGAGUUAUGGAAAGAGUGGCAUCACAUCGGAAUGCCAGAAGGCACUGAAUCGCUCAUUGACCAACCCAGAGGAGUUCUGGGGGGAAGUUGCGCAGGAGUUGGAGUGGACGAAGCCCUGGGACCGCGUCUUGGACAACACCAAUCCACCGUUUACAAAAUGGUGGGUAGGUGGAGAGAUGUCGGUAUGCUACAACGCAGUAGACAGGCACGUGGCAAAUGGCCGUGGCGAGCAAGUGGCGCUCGUCCAAGACUCGCCGCUCACCGACACCGUGAGGAAGAUCACCUACGCUGAGCUCAAAGAACAGACGUCACGCUUGGCGGGCAAGCUGGCAUCCCUCGGGGUUACCAAAGGCUCCAGGGUCCUUAUCUACAUGCCUCUCGUACCAGAGGCAAUCAUAUCCAUGCUAGCCACCAACAGGAUAGGCGCCAUACACUCUGUUGUUUUUGGAGGUUUUGCUGCAAGAGAACUUCGCACGCGAAUAGAACAUGCGGAACCGACUGUCAUCAUAGCAGCCAGCUGUGGAGUCGAGCCUAACAAGAUUGUCAGAUACAAAGAUAUCCUAGACGAAGCGCUAUGCCAGAGUUCGCAUCAGCCCAGGAGUUGCAUCAUCUUCCAGCGAAGGCGGGUGCUAGAGUGCAUCCUGGAGCCAGAGCGUGAUAUCUCCUGGGACGAGGCGCUAGAGGCUGAGCCAGUGGACUGUGUCUCCGUGGAAGCUAAUGAGCCCUUGUAUAUUCUUUACACUUCAGGUACAACAGACACGCCCAAAGGCGUGCAAAGACCAUGCGGGCACGCUGCCACGCUUUGCUGGUCAAUGAAGGCGGUAUACGGGCUGAAGAAAGGCGUGUGGUGGGCGGCUUCAGACCUUGGAUGGGUUGUGGGUCACUCCUACAUCUGCUAUGGCCCGCUGCUAGCUGGUAUGACUUCAGUGCUGUAUGAGGGAAAGCCCGAUCGCACUCCAGAUCCUGGCCAAUAUUUUAGGAUCAUUGAGCAACACCGCGUCAACGCCAUCUUCACGAUCCCUACAGCAUUCAGAGUGCUAAAGCGAGCUGACCCCAACGCCAAGUACUCCAGGAGGUACUGCCAGAAGUCUCUCAAGACCGUCUUCAUUGCUGGCGAGCAUUGUGACCAGGAUACUAGGCAAUGGGCCGAGCGUGUCUUCGGUGUUCCAGUUUUGAACCACUGGUGGCAGACGGAGACAGGGUCGCCCAUUACGGCACCCUGCGUAGGAUAUGGAGUCAAUGCUAUACCACCACAUUCAGCUGGUUAUCCCGUCCCUGGAUAUGACAUCCGUACACUGAAAGAAGACGGUACAGAGUGCCAGCCCGGCGAGGUUGGCAGGCUGGUCGCCAAGCUGCCGCUGCCUCCAGGGUUCGCCUCCACACUCUGGAAGGCUGAUGAACGCUUCAAGAGCAUUUAUUUCGAAUCAUAUCCUGGUUACUACGAUACCCAAGAUGCUGGCUGGAUCAGCUCUGAAGGCGCAGUUUGGGUGGUAGCCCGAGCUGAUGACGUCAUCAACGUGGCCGGCCACAGACUAUCCACAGCUGCGCUUGAAGACGUGGUGCUACGGCACGCAAGGGUCGCUGACGCUGUAGUGGUGGGUGCACCAGAUCCUACGAAAGGAGAUGUGCCCUUGUGUCUGUAUGUUAUGAGACCUCCUCAGGAUGAUGAAGAAAUGGUAGCGGAAAGCACAGUGACACAAGAACUCAUUGCCUUGGUCCGUCAUCUGAUUGGGCCAAUCGCGGCUUUCAGAAAAGCCGUAGCAGUUCCCGCACUUCCCAGAACUAGAUCAGGAAAAGCCCUCCGAGGAGCCAUCGCGAAGCUAGCAAGAUCUCAGCUGGUCAAACUGCCGUCAACGAUAGAGGAUCCCUCAGUGUUCGGAGAAAUUAAAAUUGCUUUACAAAAAUUCGGAUACGCUAUCGACGCUCCCGAUCCAGAAUUUUAAGUCAAUUUGUGAUUCUGAGACUUUUAGAAAUGUGUGGAUUCUGUUAAAUGGAAAAAAAUAUGUGUCUGAUUAUUUAAGAAUAUAAAUUAAUUUAAUUACCUACUUAGGUUUAAGUUGAGGUACAAUGCUGGAUUAAUGUAGAGUCAAUUUUGUAAUUUUAUAGGAUAAGCGGAUAUUGCACUGUAGAUAUAGAAAAUAAUAUUUAAAUUACUUAAAAAUCUAACAAAUAAGAUAAUGUAGUAAGUACAUCUUCUUGAUAAU
This is a messenger RNA of Manduca sexta (tobacco hornworm), 2366 nucleotides long. Its product is annotated as acyl-CoA synthetase short-chain family member 3, mitochondrial. The record is from RefSeq and is a predicted model, not a curated record. Lineage: Eukaryota; Metazoa; Arthropoda; Insecta; Lepidoptera; Sphingidae. The transcript has 12 exons. The coding region runs from base 66 to 2105 and encodes 679 amino acids.